AUGUACCCAGAAAAGAACCCAAUUCUUUGCGAAACGUUUACAACGUACGCUCUGUGCGUCUCAAAGCUUGCACAAAAAAUCACAAAAAUAAUUCUUGCAAGCCUGGGAUUGGAUUCCAAGGCUUUCUACCGCUAUCAAUUUGAAAAAAGCGCAGCAGUAUUGCGUAUAAACGGUUAUAAACCGGCAAACAUGUCCAGUGAGGAGGAGAAGAUCCUCUCCCAUACAGAUAUGGGUUGCCUCACGAUUCUGUACCAAGAUGAUGUGGGAGGCCUUCAGAUUCGAUCUCAGGAGGGUGAGUGGUUUAACAUCAAACCCCUCUCUAAUGCAUUUGUGAUCAAUCUGGGUGACUCGUUUAAGGCAUGGAGUAAUGGUAGAUACCGCAGUGCAGAUCAUCGCGUUGUUUGUAGAGGUUGCCGAUACCGUAUAUCAAUUGCCUUUUUCACUGCUUUUCCAGAGGACAUGGAAAUCUGGGCGCCUGAGGAACUUGUGGACGACAAUAAUCCAAGGCGUUACAAGCCUUUCAUAUACUCGCAUUUCAGGGAUGAAGCUGUGAGAAAUAAAGAAGGUAAGGAAAAAGCUGCGGCUCUCGAACGAUUCGCCGAAAGGAACCCAAUUCUUUGCGAAACGUUGUCAACGUACGCUCUGUCCGUCUCAAAGCUUGCACAAAAAAUUACAAAAAUAAUUCUUGCAAGCCUAGGAUUGGAUUUCAAGGCUUUCUACCGCUAUCAAUUUGAAAAAUGCGCAUCAGUAUUGCGUAUAAACGGCUAUUCACCGGCAAACAUGUCCACUGAGGGUGAGGUGAUCCUCUCCCAUACAGAUUUGGGUUGCCUCACAAUCCUUUACCAAGAUGAUGUGGGAGGCCUUCAGAUUCGAUCUGAGGAGGGCGAGUUGUUCAACGUCAAACCUCUCCCUCAUGCAUUCGUGAUCAAUCUGGGUGACUCGUUUAAGGCAUGGUGUAACGGUAGAUACCGCAGUGCAGAUCAUCGCGUUGUUUCUAAAAUUUGUAGAUACCGUAUAUCAAUUGCCUUUUUCUCUGCUUUUCCAGAGGACAUGGAAAUCUGGGCGCCUGAGGAGCUUGUGGACGACGAUAAUCCAAGGCGUUACAAGCGUUUCAUAUACUCGCAUUUCAGGGAUGAAGCUGUAAGUAGUAAAGGAGAUAAAGCAAAAGCUACGGUCCUGGAACAAUUCGCGGGUAUCUAA
Messenger RNA from Cryptomeria japonica (Japanese cedar), 1200 nucleotides. Its product is annotated as gibberellin 20 oxidase 1-like. The transcript has 6 exons. Bases 1 to 1200 code for a protein of 399 amino acids. Gene Ontology annotation, molecular function: dioxygenase activity. Lineage: Eukaryota; Viridiplantae; Streptophyta; Pinopsida; Cupressales; Cupressaceae. The record is from RefSeq and is a predicted model, not a curated record.